CCAACAUUCAAGUUUCAGCAAUCAAAUACAAGUGUUUACAAGUUCAAGUGAACGUUUUGCUUAUUCGCUCCUUUGAGGAUUCGGGAGGUUUGAGUGGUCUCUUAUCAACUAGAGAACGCGUCUAGUUGUGGCGAGCAUCAACGAUAUCGGUUGGCCUCUUCCACGAGUUCGAGAUUGUUUGGAAGGUUUCAUAUACCUUCUGGCCCUUCUCACGAGUUCGGAUUUGUUUGAUUGAUUUCCGCGACUAUCCUUUAUUUUCGUGUUAUUGAAGAAAGAAGAAAAUCCCAAAAGAGUUCGACGUUGUGCGAUUCUGAUUUUUUGUCCAAGUUUGGGAGGACUCUCGAAUUAGGAUCAUAUCAAUUGGUAUCAGGAGCCCGGUUCAAACGCAGCGGAGAAGAGAAAGAUUCUUGGAGUUCUUGGUAGUUCGAGAAGCAUUCUUGGAAGUAUUGAACGUCAAGAAAGCAAAUCUUGAACGUUCUUGAGAGUUUCUUGUGCGGUAAGGAAGGUAUCUUGAAGACAAAGCAUUCGUGGGGUUCUUCUUUAGCAAGAAACCAUGGCGGAACAAGCACAAGACGUGGCGGCAAUAUUACGACACAUCAGCGCGCAAAUAGAAGCUUAUCGUCAAGGGCAAGCACAAAUAAAUGCGAGCCUUACUCAAUUGGCAAUUUCAUGGGGAAUUAGUGCGUCAGCCGUGAUAAUCCAACCAGAAGCUCCAUUGAAGAUAGGGAAUCCAAAUCCAGAGCAAGAGCAUUCUUUUGAGGCUACCAUAGAGACACAAGAGACAAGUCCAGAAGUCUUUGACAUCGAGAUUCAAGCAUAUCAGGUAGAAGAUAUUCAAAGCCAAACGACAAUACAACAUCAAGACGAGGAGUAUAUAGAAAUAUCGCCUAUGGAAGGUCCACUUUUGGAUACUUCUUGUGAAGAGUAUGAAGAUUUCGAUGAAGAAGAAGCGAUAAAAGAUAUUUUUGUUAGUGUUCCAGAUUUGAGUGCACCUAAGGAAUCAGAAUUUCAUGGAGAAGAUGAAGUCAUGAAAGUCAUGGAGCAUUUACCAAUUGUUCCAGAAGUUGCUCAUAUUGAUUUUGUGAUUGGAGAUACUAUUUCCAAAGAGGAAGCCCGACUAGAGAAUCGACGAGAAGUUCAGAGCUACAUGGAGGGUUUUCAUCGCAAUGGUGUCUCUACAAUUCGUGGACGAAUUGUUCUUAAGAAGGGGGGAAUGAUACAAUCCUCACUACCAAGACAAUUUAAUUCAAAGGCCAAGAAGAGUGGUGCUGAUAGAGGAUCAAGAUUCUAUAAAGAUUCGAGGUCGAAUCUUCUUCAAGAGAGAGGGAAUGAUGCGAUAUCGACUAGCGCGAUAUUCAAUUCUCGUGGUCCCAAAAUGAAGGUUCGAAUUCAACGAUUUAAGGAUCAAUUGGGAGCAUUCUUGAUGGAUAAAAUGGAGAAUGCAAUAAGGAUCCGGCCUACAACAUUUCUUGGAGCCCAAAAAUGUCCAUCUUUGCUGCCCAAAGUCAUCCAAAUGUGAAAAGGACAAGGAAAGAGAUUGCUUAACCACUAAGGAGCUUCCUUAAGCAUUAAAAACGUGUUUGGAGAUUACUUAGCUGGUAAGGAGCUUCCUUUGGUCAUAAAAACGAGUUAUAGUCCUUAUUUAAGUAGUAUUAUGUUUCCUAGUUAGUUUGGGAUUUGUUUUCCUAUUCCUUUUAGGUUAGUUUUAUGUUUUUGUGACCUCUAUAAAUAGAGGAUAUAAGA
Messenger RNA from Linum trigynum, 1743 nucleotides. Lineage: Eukaryota; Viridiplantae; Streptophyta; Magnoliopsida; Malpighiales; Linaceae. The record is from the annotation of a GenBank genome assembly.